Molecule: messenger RNA, 6307 nt
Organism: Sapajus apella (tufted capuchin)
Lineage: Eukaryota; Metazoa; Chordata; Mammalia; Primates; Cebidae
Gene: PTPDC1
Product: protein tyrosine phosphatase domain containing 1
Exons: 9
Coding region: 1976-4414 (812 amino acids)
Biological process (GO): protein dephosphorylation; cilium assembly
Molecular function (GO): protein tyrosine/serine/threonine phosphatase activity
Source: RefSeq, a predicted model, not a curated record
UAAAUAUUAUUCUAAAUUUUGUUCUCAUGUCCACAAGUGGGUACAUUCAUCUUCAUCUGCCACAUCUAUGUAGGAUGUAGUCACAGCACCUCAUUGUUGGGAACACUGAGCAAGCUUGCAGAAAGGGCUGUUUUCACCUUGCAGAAUCUUGUUUACAUUAGGCUUGACUUCCUUAGAUGUUGACACAGGGUUACUGACUGUAUAGUAACUGGGGUCAGCUCAGUUGUUUUAUGUUUAUUUGAGGUCAACCCAGGUCUCAGGAUUUUACCACAGAGAUUAUUCUUGAGGGGAUCUAUAAACCACCCCUUCCUUAGCUUGGUCCAAAUACAUCCUACCCCUUAUCUAAUGAAAUCAGUUUAUAUUUUUAGUAUAGUUGAAAGCAGUUACUUUUGACUUUUCUCCGUAGAUGUCCCCAGAUGCUGGUUCUCUAGUCCAUGAAUUUGUCUAUGCAGAGCUCACCACUCUUUCUCAAGAUCUAAGUUAACAUUCUCAGAAGCACAGACUUGCCUAGAAAUCUUCGUAGACUUCCUCUUACUCAGAUAGCAAAUAUACAACUCCUUAGUUUGAGCAUUUAGGGCCUCCUGCCAGUAAGUUCAUGUUCUUAUCAUGCAGACCUCUGUGCAGCUGCUGUUUCUGUGUUGCCAUUAGGGUCCUGCAGGCCUUGCCUAGAGUAAUCCUCAUAUAAUUCCUCCGACAGGAAAGCUGUGCUUUCUUCCAUGGCUGUUUUCUAAAUAACAAAGGCAUGAUACUACACAUAGAGUAGCAGUAUGGACGCUAAAUUGAGAUUCUGUGUCCCUGUCUUAUUUGACAAAAGUGCACAUUGUUGGGGAGAUGGGGGCGGCAUUUUAAAAGGAGCUUGGUGUAUAGCAUUAGCAAUCAUUAAAAAAAAAAAACAACCCCAGAAAAUAACCUUACCUCUGGCAGUACAGUAGUUUGUUUCUGUGCACACACAUCUGAAAUACCAUUUGUGCAGAGAGAGAGUGAGCAAGCGAGAGCGAGGGCGAGGGCGAGGGCGCAGCCUGACAUUAACAAGGGAGGAGGCGGACAGUGAGUACAUUAGGGUUGUUGCACUUUCUGUUUUCUUUAUAUCCUUUAUCUUCACGUUGCAACCUCCCCCGCAUCUAGUUCCUUAAAAAAUGUGAUACUUAGUGAGUUUUCUUUAUAUGCCUCUGCCAAGACAUUAUUGAAGCUUCCUUUUUCCCCUCACUGCAACAAAAGGCAGAGAAUGGUGGUUUUGAGUUUUUGAGAGGCAUAGCUUCUAUAACUGUCCAACAGAGGCAUAACUAAGAAUCAGGUUUUCAUAGUCUGAAAAUGUCAAGUUAAAUGUCUUCUGAUAAUAUAUCACCUCUAAAAAUGUCUUUAUUUGUUCUAUCCAAGUAUUUCUUUCAUAGUUUUACCAAGAAAAAAAUAAGAAUGGUUUUGGUUGUGAAAAAUUGAGUAUUUUAAUAAUGUUGUAAGGUAUCCAGCAUAAUCCCACUUUAUUACAAUUAACUUUUCUCUACACUAUUCAAAAGAGGAGUAGAAAGAGAAUUUUUUUCAAAACAUCCAGAGACAGGCUAUGAAAGGAAUAACAGAAUUUAAGCCUUUUAACGUGUGUGUAAAAGGCAGUGCUUGAAUCAUGAAGACAGUUUUCUAAAUUCAUUACAAUAUUUUGGGGGUAGUUCUUUGAGUAAUUGGAUCUUUUAAGUGCAUUUGAGAAACAAAAUUUAGUAAUAAAUGUAUUUAAAAUUUAUAUCAUUUUUCCCUCUAUUUGAACAGUUUUCCAAAAUGCAAUCUGUUCAUAUAGGAUUUUGCCCGUUCAUAUCUAAGUGGGAAUCAGUAGUUUCUUUGUUUGUCACCAUGGAAACCAGUCAGCCAAUCUGAAUGGCUCUUAGAUCAUACAGAACGAUGCAAUGCUCCGUGCUCUCAGUGAAAGUUCCUCACUGAGUAAGUGGAGCUGACUCUUCCCUGCCUCUGGCUCUUGCCUCCCAGUGCCAUGCAGGUGCAGGAUGCAACCAGGCGGCCCUCAGCCGUCCACUUCCUCAGCUCCUUUCUCCAGGGCCGCCGGCAUUCCACCUCGGACCCAGUACUGCGGCUGCAGCAGGCCCGGCGGGGCUCUGGCUCAGGCUUGGGCUUGGGCUCUGGCUCCCGCUCUGCCACGAAGCUGCUGUCCUCGUCCUCUCUCCAGGUGAUGGUGGCUGUUUCCUCAGUCAGCCAUGCAGAGGGAAACCCAACUUUCCCCGAAAGAAAAAGAAAUUUAGGAUAUCCAACACCAAAGUACACAAAAGUAGGAGAGCGUUUACGGCAUGUCAUUCCUGGACACAUGGCGUGUUCCAUGGCGUGUGGUGGUAGAGCGUGCAAGUAUGAGAACCCAGCCCGCUGGAGUGAGCAGGAGCAAGCCGUUAAGGGGGUUUACUCUUCCUGGGUCACUGAUAAUAUACUGGCCAUGGCCCGCCCAUCCUCUGAACUCCUGGAGAAGUACCACAUCAUUGAGCAGUUCCUCAGCCAUGGCAUAAAAACAAUAAUCAACCUCCAACGCCCUGGUGAGCAUGCUAGCUGUGGGAACCCUCUGGAACAAGAAAGUGGCUUCACAUACCUACCUGAGGCUUUCAUGGAGGCUGGCAUUUAUUUCUACAAUUUCGGAUGGAAGGAUUAUGGUGUAGCGUCUCUUACGACCAUCCUAGAUAUGGUGAAGGUGAUGACAUUUGCCUUACAGGAGGGAAAAGUAGCUAUCCACUGUCAUGCAGGGCUUGGUAGAACAGGUGUUCUAAUAGCCUGUUACUUAGUUUUUGCAACAAGAAUGACUGCUGACCAAGCAAUUAUGUUUGUGCGGGCAAAACGACCCAAUUCCAUACAAACCAGAGGACAGCUCCUCUGUGUAAGGGAAUUUACUCAGUUUCUAACUCCUCUCCGCAAUAUAUUCUCUUGCUGUGAUCCCAAAGCACAUGCUGUCACCUUAGCUCAAUAUCUAAUUCGCCAGCGUCAUCUGCUUCAUGGUUAUGAGGCACGACUUCUGAAACACGUGCCAAAAAUUAUCCACCUAGUUUGCAAAUUGCUGCUAGACUUAGCUGAGAACAGGCCAGUGAUGAUGAAGGAUGUGUCCGAAGGACCUGGUCUCUCUGCUGAAAUAGAAAAGACCAUGUCUGAGAUGGUCACCAUGCAACUGGAUACAGAGUUACUGAGGCCUAACAGUGAUGUGUCCAACCCGUCUAACCCCACUGCAGUGGCAGCAGAUUUUGACAAUCGAGACCUGAUUUUCUCCAAUGAGCAAGAGUUUGACCCCCUUUGGAAGAGGCGGAAUGUUGAGUGCCUUCAACCCCUGACUCAUCUAAAAAGGCGGCUCAGCUACAGUGACUCAGAUUUAAAGAGGGCUGAGAACCUCUUGGAGAAAGGGGAGACUCCACGGACAGUGCCUGCCCAGGUCUUGGUUGGUCACCACCCCAGGCAGCAGAAGCUCAUAAGCCAUUAUUACGUACCACAGUCUCCAGAACCAGACUUACAUAAGGAAGCCUUGGUUCGCAGCACACUUUCUUUCUGGAGUCAGUCAAAGUUUGGAGGUCUGAGAGGACUCAAAGAUAAUGGGUCACCAAUUUUCCAUGGAGGGCUCAUUCCAAAGGAAGCACAGCAGAGUGGAGCUUUCUCUGCAGUUGUUUCAGGCUCAAACAGCCCUGGGGAGCCCGUUUCACCCAACUUCGCAAAUGUCCGUAAGGAUCCAAACCCUACUCACCAGCAAGUGUCUCACUGUCAGUGUAAAACUCAUGGUGUUGGGAGCCCUGGUGCUGGAAGGCAGAACAGCACAACUCCCCGAAGCCCUCUGGACUAUGGCUCCAGGCCCAAAGCACAGUUCUCGGUUGAACAUGAAACCCAGGACAGUAAAGAUCUGUCUGAAGCAGCUUCACACUCUAUAUUGCAAUCUGAAUUGAGUGUUGAAGCAAGAAGAAUACUGGCGGCCAAAGCCCUAGCAAAUUUAAAUGAAUCUGUAGAAAAAGAGGAACUAAAAAGGAAGGUAGAAAUGUGGCAGAAAGAGCUAAAUUCCCGAGAUGGAGCUUGGGAAAGAAUAUGUGGCGAGAGGGACCCUUUCAUCCUCUGCAGCUUGAUGUGGUCUUGGGUGGAGCAACUGAAGGAGCCUGUAAUCACCAAAGAGGAUGUGGACAUGUUGGUUGACCGGCGAGCAGAUGCCGCAGAAGCACUGUUUUUAUUAGAGAAGGGACAGCACCAGACAAUUCUCUGCGUGUUGCACUGCAUAGUGAACCUGCAGACAAUUCCCAUGGACGUGGAGGAGGCUUUCCUUACCCAUGCCAUUAAGGCAUUCACUAAGGUUAAUUUUGAUUCUGAAAAUGGACCAUUAGUUUACAACACCCUGAAGAAAAUAUUUAAGCACACGCUGGAAGAAAAAAGAAAAAUGACAAAUGAUGGCCCUAAGCCUGGCCUCUAGCUUUCCCUCGUGGUGAAUAUUUCAGACCUAAAGAUCCAGAUAGUAUCUCUGUUCAUAUGCGAAUAAGUUGAAGUUUGUGGGACUGCUUUUUCUCAUAGCACUUUAUUUAAAAUGUUGUUGGUUUGUGCUGAGAAUGGCCAUCCCAAUUUGAACCAAUUAUUUAUUUUAAAAUUUCCUUGAACUACAUUUUUGUUUUGAACAAUUGCCAUAAAGUUGGUGCCACUUUCUUUUAUUUAUUUGACUGAGUUAAUAUUGUAUUAACAUUUUAAUAUAUGGUGUUUACAUUUUUAUUUCUUUUGACAUUUUAGAAAAAAUCAUAACUUGUUUUUCCAAAAUAACCAUUUUCUUGAUGGAACUCUUCCUAGAGUUUUUACCAAAUACCUAACUUUAGUAGUAAAACUUCAUUGUGUAUCCAUUCCCCAGCAAAUGACUAAGAAAGUCACCAAGUGUCUUAAACUGUUUUGUAUUUGUUACUAAGAAGGCUAUUGCUACAAUAUUUUUAAAGGGUUUUUUUUUAAACUUUGAAAUUUUUGUUUUUCCUUUUCUUUUUAUGAAUGUAACAAAGAGUUUCAAAGCAUAUUAUUUUUCAGAGAGAUUUAGUUUUACUUUAAUGGGGUGACUGUGAAGUGGUUGGCAUUUUUUACUUGUAGAAAGUAGACUUGCCCUUUGUCAGAUUUCCAAACAACCUUGCCAGCCUUGACUGUCAAAAGGAGGCAGGAGCAGUUCUCAACACAUGAAGCCUUAUUCCCACUCCCUUGAGUUGCUGCUGAGCCAAACAGCAUCUUUACAGAGGAAGUGGGAUCAGAGGCAGAAAGUGUGGGAACUUGCUAAGAAGCAGGGCUUGCCUCUGUCCUCCCAGGGACUCCGCAGGGACAUUUGUGUAGGGCAGGGGUUCUGUGCCAGCCCUGCUCUCUCAGGUGCCACAGUCACUCUGCAGAGGCGACUCUUGGAGCUGGAGGAAGCCAGGGCUGGGCCACUGUUUGUGCUGAUGGUGUAUUAGCGUGAGCAGCCUGGCCCUGGCCUCAAAUCUGCUACCCCAUCGAUCCACUUGCCAAAUAAAAGCUCUAUAUUUGGCUGCUUUUUUAUGACAAUUAAGAUUUUUAAACUGAAGUUGACCAUACAGGUUACAUUAGCCGUAACUAGCCUCAUAAGAAGGGUGACUGCCUAAACUAGUUCCUUGUAAGCUAAACCAUCAAUUAGCAAUUGAAGCCAUACUUUUAUUUAAAUUAAUAUGUGGAGAAACCAGAGGCCAAGCCACAUAGAGGAUAAUAGUUCUUCCCAAUAAAGGUGAUACUAAUCAGACUAAUUCAAACUAAAGAAGUUAUUACUUAAAGAUGGAAUUUCAGGGGAAGCAAGACUAAUUUAGAACAAAUGAAAUUUCUCCAGUUCCUUCAUUUGUCAAUUAACCCCUAGCACAUCAAAAAUAUCUCAGUCAUUAUCAGUCUCACUAACUCUAAUGCCAAAUGCUAAAUCCAGUGUUCUUUCACACGGUUUUAAUUUUCUUGGGAAAUCAAAUCCAAUGGAUAUUAAUGAACUGGGUUGCCCAUCCCUGAAAUGUCUUAUUUUCAAGUGCCUGGCCUGGGGAAGAAGGGGAUGAAACAAUUGCAUUUUAUCCAAAGGUACAUUAUAAAAAUAGAGUUUUUACCAAAAAAAGAUAUUUGUUCUUAUCUCAAUCGGCCUCAUUUGGGCAAGUGACCCACAGGUCUUUUGGCGAGUCCGCUAUUUGCCUGUGCAUCUGAAAUACUUGUUUCAACUUAGAGAAUAGUCAUAAUGUGACCAUAGCACUGCACGUCUAACAAUCUAAGCCUGAAACCUGAAAGAAGAGAUAUGACAAGGGAAAUUAAUCAAGCUAUAUACAAGUAUUGUAUUUGAAUAAAAGUAAAAAGAACAGCC